This is a messenger RNA of Saccharomyces paradoxus, 1245 nucleotides long. It is a transcript of the gene LEM3, whose product is annotated as Lem3p. The record is from RefSeq and is a predicted model, not a curated record. Bases 1 to 1245 code for a protein of 414 amino acids. NCBI's taxonomy places the organism in Eukaryota, Fungi, Ascomycota, Saccharomycetes, Saccharomycetales, Saccharomycetaceae. Gene Ontology annotation, cellular component: endoplasmic reticulum; plasma membrane; Golgi apparatus. The transcript has a single exon.
AUGGUAAAUUUCGAUUUGGGCCAAGUUGGUGAAGUAUUCCGUAGAAAGGACAAAGGAGCUAUAGUGUCCGGAGACAACCCAGAAGAAGAAGAAGACGUCGAUGCUUCUGAGUUUGAAGAGGAUGAAGUAAAGCCUGUGCGUACAAAGAAUAGAAGACCCAAAGAGGAUGCAUUCACUCAACAAAGAUUAGCGGCUAUAAACCCGGUGUUAACGCCGAGGACAGUUUUGCCUCUUUAUCUGUUAAUUGCUGUUGUAUUUGUUAUUGUAGGAGGGUGCAUAUUAGCACAGAACUCCAAAGUGGAUGAAGUAACCAUAUAUUACCAGGACUGUAUGACUAACGCGACCUCAUCAUGGAGCGACAUCCCUUCUGAACAUUGGCAAUUUGUCUUUCACAAAUAUAAAACAUAUAAUACUGCACCACAAUGGAGGUUUGUGGAUGAUGAAUCAGAUGACUUCACAAAACAAAGAGGUACAUGCCAAAUCAGGUUCACUACUCCAAGUGAUAUGAAAAAUAACGUAUAUUUGAAUUAUGUGCUGGAAAAAUUUGCUGCCAAUCACAGAAGAUAUGUACUAUCUUUUAGCGAAGAUCAGAUACGUGGGGAGGACGCCUCUUAUGAGACGGUGCAUGAUGCAACCGGUAUAAAUUGUAAGCCACUAUCUAAGAACGCCGAUGGUAAAAUAUACUAUCCAUGUGGCCUAAUUGCGAACUCAAUGUUCAACGACACGUUCCCCCUGCAGUUAACAAAUGUAGGGGAUACGUCUAACAACUAUUCAUUGACAAAUAAAGGAAUCAAUUGGGAAUCUGAUAAAAAAAGGUACAAAAAAACCAAAUACAAUUAUACACAGAUAGCACCUCCACCAUAUUGGGAAAAGAUGUAUCCAGAUGGAUACAACGAGACGAAUAUUCCUGAUAUUCAGGAUUGGGAAGAGUUCCAAAACUGGAUGAGGCCAGGUGCUUUUGAUAAAAUUACAAAACUGAUCAGAAUCAAUAAAAACGAUACUUUGCCAGCGGGUGAAUACCAGUUGGAUAUCGGUCUGCAUUGGCCAGUAUUGGAGUUUAAUGGUAAGAAGGGAAUCUACUUGACUCACGGUUCUCACCUUGGCGGUAGAAAUCCAUUUUUAGGUAUAGUUUACCUGAUUGGGGGCUGUAUUUGUGCUGCCAUGGCAUUGAUAUUAUUAACGUUUUGGCUCUUCGGCGGUAGAAAGAUUGCUGAUGCAUCAAGUUUGUCAUGGAAUAUGAAAUAG